CUCUGAUAUGCCCAGAAGCCUUCCCCUUUGGUGGUUUGAUCCCACCCGCGCCAAGCAGCACACCAAGAAGGACGAUGGAAAUAGUAACAAUCCUCAAAUCUUUCACAGUCAUCUCGAAACUGAAGGACUGUUAACAUUGCUGUGUGGUAAGUUUAUUCCUUUUAAAUCAUUGCAUAACAUGAUAACUUUACUGUCAAAUUAAAAGCUUUUCCUUAAGAUAAAGUUAUAUUUUUACCAUAUACCUUCAACAGGACUUAAUUUACUUUUCUAUCGAUUUUUGACGCUUCAAAUUUAGACGUCCAAACGUCUGAAAUCUCAGUAACAGAACAGCGAAACCGCGUUGCGUAACGUGUCAGUACAGUUUAACGAAAUAACAGAACUUUUAGACCUUCUGUCACAGGAGAAGUGAAUGUCUUUAAUAGAGUAACCACUUCCUCACCGCUUCACUAUCUCACUGACACUUGACUUCUGUCCUUUUUUAACUUCUCAAUAGUUUUGGUGCUCUUCAAACCCAUGUUUACCAUACAGUUGUGUUUUCUCAGUGAGCUAAGCUCGCAUGGUUGUACGGAAUGCCAAACAGGCCAUAAUUCAGCUCCAUCUGUAGCAUAUAUAUUUUUUAGGUUACGCUUUGAAAAUUAGUUGACCUGCAUAAGAAAGAAGAUAUCUGCAAUAAAUAGGUUUAAUUUCUUGAUUUUCUUUACCACAUUGAUACCUUAAAAGCGUUGGAUAGUAAUACCGUUUUGUUACAACUGUUGUUCUUAAUUUUAGCCUGUUUUGUAGCUGUGGAAAUUCUGCUCACUGGAGCUUUAAUGACAAAUUUAGCUAUCUUUUUAAAUGUGACCUCUUGAUGGUGGAGUGAUUGCAAUGAAAUUCACUGCAGCAGAAACCAGAAAGGAAAAACAAGCCUAGUCCAAACCUAUCUCCAUAGCCAAGCACUAUUAGAUGUAUGGGAGGAAAAACAUGUUUUUUCUUAUAUCCAAGCAGUUUUCCAACAAUCACUAUAAUGUUUUUUUUUCUUUGGUGUGUGUGUAUGGGGUUCUUGAUGUAGAGAUUAAAACAAGGUACUUCUUGAUUAGUUUUCCUAAAUAUGUGAUUUUUAAACAUGUAGUUUAAUACAAAGGAUGUAAGAAGUUGAUUACUUAUAAUAAAUAUAUAAAAAUUCAAGGCAAAUAAUAUUUGAGCACUUGUAAAUUUUACUGCAGUCAUUUUAUAUACUACAAAGCCAUUUUAUGACAGGUGCAUCUGUCGAUAAUUUAUGCUUUGCUUUUACUUCCUCUUGAAAAAAAUCGGAGCACAGCUGCCUCUGCUUGGACUUCUAAAUGCAUCACCUCUUGCACACUGGACGACUUUCAUUGGGAAAUCAUCACCAGACAGUGGGUUUUUAAAAAAGCAGAAGUGUCAGCUUUUUAAAACUGUCCUCUUGGUUUAAUUGUUGUGACUUUUCUGGAUUACUUGCGUGAAAUUUUUUUUCCUUUCACUGGCCUGGCACAAGUGUUGCUCUAGCUUUUCCAAGAUGAUGAGAGCGGUGUGUGUUGACGUACCAGGAGGGCCAGAGAAUUUGCUGCUCAGAACCAUCCCUCGACCCAAACCUAAGGAUGGGGAAGUCCUGAUUAAAGUUCAUGCAACUGCCCUCAACAGGGCAGACUUACUGCAGGUUCGUUGUACGUUUUUUUAAAGCUUCAAUCUCCAGAAACACAAAUCUCAUUAGCUUGAAAUAUUAUUGGCCUGUACACUGCGUUUUCUAUGUAUCGCUCUUUUUCUUCUUUUUUUUUGCACAGAGACGGGGACUGUACCCUCCUCCCCCGGGUGAGAGUGACAUCAUAGGCCUGGAGGUGGCUGGCACAGUGGAUACUCUGGGUGCAGGGGUUAAAAGAAGCUGGAGGCCUGAUGACAGGGUCAUGGCCUUGCUUUGUGGAGGAGGAUAUUCAGAAUAUGUGUCAGUGCCGGAGGAGCUUGUCAUGCCUGUUCCCUCUAAUCUCACACUCAGCCAGGCUGCUGCGGUCCCAGAGGCCUGGCUCACUGCUUUUCAGCUGCUGGUUUUUGUUGGUACAGCAGCUAUGUUUUACUGUUAUGAUUUACACUGGUAUUAGUGAAGCAUUUUGUAAUGUUGGGCUAAAUAUGUUAUUAAAGCUACAAAAUUGUACUUAUUUUUAAAUGUUUAGUGCAGUAUGAUAUUUCAAUAUUGUUUGCUUUUGGUUGGCAUUAGAAAAUUUGUGUUUUCUACAAAAUUUGAUACAACAUUCAAGGUGAUUUAUAGUCAGCAUAAAACUCUGGAUCUACAUCUGUUCCCGUGCCUCAGCUCAGGUGAAGGAGGGGGAGGUGGUGCUGGUUCAUGCCGGAGCCAGCGGAGUGGGAACAGCCGCCGUUCAGCUGGUUCGUCUGUUUGGUGCUGUGCCUGUCGUCACUGCAGGGAGCUCAGAAAAACUGAAGAUAGCUGAGAAUCUGGGAGCGGCAGCUGGAUUUAACUACAAAGAAGAGAGAUUCUCGCAGGGGGUGCAAGACUUCACAGGAGGUGAGUUUUAAUGAAUGACAGAAUAUGUUAAAACACAACAAGACACGUUUUUUUUUUUGUUAUGUAAAAGAAAUGCAUUAAUGUUUUGCAAAGUCUUGAUAAUUUGCUAUGCAGUAUGUAGCUUACAGAGAAGAGAUGGGCUGCCCAGAGAGUAAGAGUUUGAGUAUCUGCACCUUUAAUUAUAUUGUUUACAGGCAAAGGCGCAAACAUCAUCCUGGACUGCAUUGGUGGGGCAAACUGGGAACAAAACGUGAGCUCCUUGGCCACUGAUGGCAGGUGGGUUCUGUAUGGCACCAUGGGUGGCCGGACAGUAGAUGGAGAGCUAUUGGGCAAACUGCUCUCUAAACGAGGGCAUCUACUCUGCAGCCUCCUCCGCUCUCGCAGCCUUCAGGUGAGGAUUCAGACCUAACAGAAAUUAUGUUUGCCUGACUGUGACUGAGUUUGAUGUUUGCUGUUCAUGUCUCUUUCACAGUACAAAGCAGAGCUUGUCCAGGCAUUCUCAAGCAGGGUGUUACCAUACUUCUCAGACCAACCAGCCUCUCUAAAGCCAGUGAUUGACAGCACAUUCAACCUGCAGGACAUUGCAGAGGCUCACAGGCACAUGGAGGCCAACAAGAACACGGGGAAGAUCGUAAUAAAUGUGGUUUCACAGAAUCAGGAAACUUAAUCAUGAACAGCUGCAUUAAAAAAGCGCUGUAGUAGAUAUAGUUUAUAAGUUGUAUCAAAUAAUCUUUUAAAUCUUGAUUUUUAAGACAUAAAUGUAUUUUACCUAUAAAACAGUUUUGAAUAUGCUUUGUUCACCAAUCGUCAAGGAUGAUCUUUUACCUCUGUAAUAACUUCUUAUAGUAAACACUGAUACAAGUUUAUCUACUGAUAUCAAUUAAGAUGCGUGAUUGUUUGCAAGUUCUCCCUGACACAAUUGCAAUAAAAUGUCAUUUCAUUGAAAAAUCGCUUUGUCUUUCAUUGCAUCAAAAUCGGAAAAACAUUUGCUGAAAUGUCCA
Xyrichtys novacula (pearly razorfish) is the source of this 3513-nucleotide messenger RNA. The record is from the annotation of a GenBank genome assembly. Lineage: Eukaryota; Metazoa; Chordata; Actinopteri; Labriformes; Labridae.